Messenger RNA from Galeopterus variegatus (Sunda flying lemur), 1120 nucleotides. It is a transcript of the gene BUD23, whose product is annotated as Williams Beuren syndrome chromosome region 22. The transcript is spliced from 12 exons. Bases 43 to 888 code for a protein of 281 amino acids. The record is from RefSeq and is a predicted model, not a curated record. Gene Ontology annotation, molecular function: rRNA (guanine) methyltransferase activity. NCBI's taxonomy places the organism in Eukaryota, Metazoa, Chordata, Mammalia, Dermoptera, Cynocephalidae. Gene Ontology annotation, biological process: rRNA (guanine-N7)-methylation. Gene Ontology annotation, cellular component: nucleolus.
CCCGGAAGACGCCAGUAGCAGGCGUGCUGCUGAGGCGGGUGUAUGGCGUCUCGCGUCCGCAGACCCGAGCAUGGUGGGCCCCCGGAACUGUUUUACGACAAGAAUGAAGCCCGGAAAUACGUUCGCAACUCACGGAUGAUUGAUGUCCAGACCAAGAUGGCUGGGCGAGCAUUGGAACUCCUUUAUCUGCCUGAGGGUCAGCCCUGUUACCUUUUGGAUAUUGGCUGUGGUUCUGGGCUGAGUGGAGGUUAUCUCUCAGAUGAGGGACACUAUUGGGUGGGCAUCGACGUCAGCCCUGCCAUGCUUGAUGCAGCCUUGGAUCGAGAAAUGACAGGAGACCUGCUUCUGGGGGACAUGGGCCAGGGCAUCCCCUUCAAACCAGGCUCCUUUGAUGGUUGUAUCAGCAUUUCUGCUGUGCAAUGGCUCUGUACUGCUAACAAGAAGUCCGACAACCCUGCCAAGCGCCUGUACUGCUUUUUUUCUUCUCUUUAUUCUGUUCUCGUCCGUGGAGCCCGAGCUGUCCUACAGCUGUACCCUGAGAACUCAGAGCAGUUGGAGUUCAUCACUACCCAGGCCACAAAGGCUGGCUUCACCGGUGGUGUGGUGGUGGACUACCCCAACAGUGCCAAAGCAAAGAAGUUCUACCUCUGUUUGUUUUCCGGGCCUUCAACUUCUAUACCAAUGGGACUGAAAGAAGAUGAGGAUGGAGAAGAGGCCAGGGAGUCCAUGUUCACUAAUAGAAGGGUCCCGUACAGGAUUGCGCGGCAGCGGUUGGUGAGAAAGAGCCGAGAGUGGGUGCUGGAGAAGAAGGAGCGCCGCAGGCGUCAGGGCAAGGAAGUCAGACCUGACACUCAGUACACCGGCCGCAAGCGCAAGCCCCGCUUUUAAGCAGUAGCUGUGUCUGGUGGGACAGCUCUGGGGCUACACAGUUGUGAACUGUGCUGUGCAGCCCAGGCACUUGUCUCUGGAGAGUUUUCUAUAUUGAUGUCUUUACUUCAGCUGGCAAAAUAGUAUUUUAGAAAGGUUCUAAAGUUCUAAACGUAUUUUCUUCACUAAAAAAAGUUCUGAGAACAUCUUAUUUUGUUCUGAAAGCAAAUAAAUGACUUUCUGUAGCACUCUG